This is a messenger RNA of Anopheles cruzii, 1500 nucleotides long. Its product is annotated as probable cytochrome P450 6a20. The transcript is spliced from 2 exons. Bases 1 to 1500 code for a protein of 499 amino acids. Lineage: Eukaryota; Metazoa; Arthropoda; Insecta; Diptera; Culicidae. The record is from RefSeq and is a predicted model, not a curated record. Gene Ontology annotation, molecular function: oxidoreductase activity, acting on paired donors, with incorporation or reduction of molecular oxygen; heme binding; monooxygenase activity.
AUGUUUUCGUUUGUGGACUUCGUGGUCCUGGUGGCGGUGCUAGCCGCCGGUGUUUACUACUAUCUCGACCGGAAGCGGUCGUACUGGAAGGACCGCGGUGUGCCUGGGCCGGACGGUAGCCUGUUGUUCGGAAACUUUGGCAAGGUCGGCACCAAGGAGCACAUUACGGUGCCCAUGAAGCGGAUCUACGACGAUUUUAAGGGCCGGCACCCGUUUGCCGGCAUGUACCAGUUCGUGAAGCCCGUUGCCGUGAUCACCGACCUGGAGCUGCUGAAGUGUGUGUUUGUGAAGGACUUCCAGUACUUCCACGACCGGGGCACCUUCUACAACGAGCGCGACGAUCCACUGUCGGCGCAUCUGUUUAAUCUGGAGGGACAAAAGUGGCGCUCGUUGCGCAACAAGCUAUCGCCCACCUUUACCUCCGGCAAGAUGAAGAUGAUGUUCCCGACGAUCGUCACCGCGGGCAAACAGUUUAAGGACUUUAUGGAGGAAACGGUCCAGAAGCAGAGUGAGUUUGAGCUGAAGGACUUGCUGGCGCGCUUCACGACCGACGUGAUCGGGAUGUGCGCGUUCGGGAUCGAGUGCAACAGCAUGAAGGACCCGGACGCCAAGUUUCGGGCAAUGGGCCGCAAGACCUUCGAGAGGCCACCGGGAAAGAUGAAGACCCUGCUGAUCAACGGUAUGCCGAAGCUGGCGAAGCUCCUUCGCAUGAAGCUGACACAUCCUGAGGUUUCGGACUUUUUCUUGGGUGUCGUACGCGAAACGAUCGACUACCGGGUGAAGAACAAUGUCCAACGGAACGAUUUUGUGGACUUACUGAUCAAGAUGAUGAGCAAGGACGACUCCAACUCCGACGAUGAGUCGCUGACGUUCAACGAGAUCGCGGCGCAGGCGUUCGUAUUUUUCCUGGCCGGCUUCGAGACUUCGUCGACGCUGCUCACGUGGACCCUGUACGAGCUGGCGGUAAACCAGGAAGUGCAGGAGCGAGGCCGACAGUGUGUACGGGAGACGCUCGAGAAGCACGAUGGCAAGAUGACGUACGAGUCGGUGGUCGAUAUGAAGUACCUCGACCAGAUCCUGAACGAAACCCUCCGCAAGUAUCCUCCCGUUCCGGUGCAUUUCCGCAUUGCGUCGAAGGAUUACCAGGUGCCCGGUACCAAGUCGGUCCUCGAAGCCGGCACCGCCGUGAUGGUGCCAGUGCACGCCAUCCAUCACGAUCCGGAAGUGUUCCCGCAGCCGGAAACGUACGAUCCGGAGCGGUUCAGUCCCGAGGAGGAGGCGAAGCGUCACCCAUAUGCCUGGACUCCGUUCGGUGAGGGUCCACGGAUUUGCGUUGGGCUGCGGUUCGGCAUGAUGCAGGCACGCAUCGGACUGGCCUACCUGCUGGACGGAUUCCGGUUCGCGCCAAGCCCCAAAACCACCAUCCCGAUGGAGCUGUCCAUUUCGAGCUUCAUCCUGGCACCGAAGGGUGGCCUCUGGCUGAAGGUGGACAAACUGUGA